Molecule: messenger RNA, 1243 nt
Organism: Cercospora beticola
Lineage: Eukaryota; Fungi; Ascomycota; Dothideomycetes; Mycosphaerellales; Mycosphaerellaceae
Source: RefSeq, a predicted model, not a curated record
ACGCAAACUCACUCGUUGGGCUCCAUCUCUCACGCACUCCUGCAAACUGCACGUCGCGCACAUUUCUCCGCCGUACACUUCACCGACAUCGCUUUUCGCACGCUUCUUUCGUUAUCUUAUAUUGCCAUUCCAACUUCAGCUCUUUCCAAGACGCCGCGGCGCCGCCCCACCUCCAAAGCUACCCCAUUGGCCAUAUGAGAUACCACCACCGAAACGAGCCACUCGGAGCAGCAUAGGCAGAGGCAGCGACGCUGUCUUCCUCACCGCCAGGGCGAGCGCGAGUGGAGGACCAAGAGCGCUGAAAUCAGUCACCCCGGCGCAAAGCGACUCGACAACCCCAGCCACGAGCAACGAGCCGAGGAAGGGCAACAUCACGCACCAUGGCACGAUCAGACAUGACCCGAGAAAGGGUGAUUGUGCGACAAUCAUACUACUGGCCAGACUGGCAACUCAAUGUCUGGAUCAUCAUCAUGCUGGCCACCGGCGGCACACUGGUCGGAGUCUUCGCCAACUUUGUGGUGAUACAAAAUUCACUGGGCGGAUUGGGGAUACCAUGGAUCAUGCCGUUUGGCAUCACAGUUGGUGCUCUUACGCUCGCCUUCAUCAUCCUCAUGCUCAUUCUCAUCGUACAACGGCGACUUCUACCCGGGGUUCUCAUUAUCGGCGCGUUCAUUCUUCUCGUCCUGUACAUCACCGGCUUGAUCGAGACCGCGAUUCAACUGUUCGGCCCAUCCGGAGACAUCAACUCUAAGUGCGGCACAUAUGUCACAGGGCAGAAUCCGAACGAUCUAUCGGUCAAUACCCUAGCAUGGCUCCAACAAAACAGCAUUUGCCAGAGCUGGAGCGCAGUGUUCGCAUUUUGGAUAAUAGGCGCCGUCUUUCUGGUGUAUUUGAUUGUGCUGGCCAGUAUGGUGGCACAGGGAGGAAGAGAGGAUAAUUAUUAAUGUGUGUAAUGCAUGAGUACGAAGAUGAAGAUCAGAUCGAAUGAUUGGGCAGGCAAUGAGUAUGUGGGACAACGAGAAAGAGUUGUUUACACGAGCGGGAACCACAAGGACUGGGAAGGCAUGAUUUUAUGGCGAGGCGUUCACUGGCGGAUCAAUACCCUGGAGCAUGAAAGCUCUUCAUUUUGGACAGGAAAUAUUUGCACAGUAUCCAAUAUAUGGCACCUGUUCCCCGCAUUCCGAGAGCUUUGGCGGCAAGCAGGUGAGUAUUCGUCUGUGGAAGCAUGCAUAUUGAUUACACA